AUGACCCGCCUCCUCCCCCUCCUCCUGCUCUCAACCCCGGCCCUCGCCCACUUCUCCCUCACCCUCCCCAAGCCCCUCGGCGAUAGCGACGACAACCAAGGCACCGCCCCCUGCGGCGGCUACUCCGCCUCCUCCUCCUCCGCGACCACAGACUUCCACGUCGCCGGCGACGCCGUCGGCAUGUCCAACGGCCACCCGCAGACCACCUGGCUCUUCCGCGCGACCCUCGACCAGACCGCGUCCGGCAACUGGACCCAGGUCUUCCCCAUCGUCUUGCAGACCGGCCUCGGCAACUUCUGCGAGCCGCAGAUCGCCGUCCCUGCCGAGUACGCCGGCAAGAAGGGCGUGCUUGGUGUUGUUGCGCAUUCGCCUGACGGGCUGCUCUACUCUUGCGCCGCCGUGAACUUCGUCACAGGCACCGCCGCCACAAACUCCGACUGCAAAAACGCCUCCAUCACCGUCGACUUCUCCUCCGAUCCCUCCCUCACGGCGCUAGUCAACGGCGGCGGCGCGUCGAGCAGCACGUCGCCGUCCGCCUCGAGCUCGAGCUCGAGCACGCCCAACGCCGCACCGGGCGCGUCUGCCGGCCUGCUCGGCGCGGGCGCGGGCGCAAGCCUGCUCGUCUCGUUGGUUGCUGCUGUUGGUGGUGCGGCCUUGUUCUUCUAA
Messenger RNA from Colletotrichum chrysophilum, 666 nucleotides. RefSeq lists its product as uncharacterized. The record is from RefSeq and is a predicted model, not a curated record. The coding region runs from base 1 to 666 and encodes 221 amino acids. The transcript has 2 exons. NCBI's taxonomy places the organism in Eukaryota, Fungi, Ascomycota, Sordariomycetes, Glomerellales, Glomerellaceae.